Molecule: messenger RNA, 291 nt
Organism: Penicillium egyptiacum
Lineage: Eukaryota; Fungi; Ascomycota; Eurotiomycetes; Eurotiales; Aspergillaceae
Source: the annotation of a GenBank genome assembly
AUGUGUCGCCAAUACUUCACACUCUACGAAUGGUGCCAAUGCGAAGAAGAUGCCGGCAACAGCGUCUGCGCCGCCCACCGCCGGAACGGCUGCCCGGGGGUCAGCGUCGAGACCGUGCACAUGCACUGCUUCUGCAACUCGCAUGCCACGCGUGGCUUCAAGUCCGAGAAGGAGACCCGCAAGAAGGAGGAUAAGGUGCGCCGCCGUUCUCAGGAUUCCCUUGGUGAAAAGGAUUCUUUCGGGCGCCGUUGGUAUCAGUGGUAUCAAUGGCGGGGUCUGCGAUCGCGUUAG